AUGAACGGUACAGAGGGACCGGCAUUCUACGUGCCUAUGUCCAACGCCACCGGCGUUGUUAGGAGCCCGUACGAGUAUCCCCAGUACUACCUGGUGGCGCCAUGGGCAUACGCCUGCCUGGCCGCGUAUAUGUUCUUCCUCAUCCUCACCGGCUUCCCCAUCAACUUCCUCACUCUGUACGUCACCAUCGAGCACAAGAAGCUGCGUACACCUCUCAACUACAUUCUGCUGAACCUCGCUGUGUCCGACCUCUUCAUGGUGUUCGGUGGCUUCACCACGACGAUGUACACCUCCAUGCAUGGCUACUUCGUUUUCGGGCGCCUCGGCUGCAACCUGGAAGGCUUCUUUGCCACCCUGGGUGGUGAAAUGGGCCUCUGGUCCCUGGUGGUGCUGGCCUUCGAGAGGUGGAUGGUGGUCUGUAAGCCCGUGAGCAACUUCCGCUUCGGAGAGAACCACGCCAUCAUGGGCGUGGCCUUCACCUGGGUCAUGGCCUGCUCCUGCGCCGUGCCUCCUCUGGUGGGCUGGUCUCGUUACAUCCCCGAGGGCAUGCAGUGCUCGUGCGGAGUCGACUACUACACUCGCGUACCUGGCGUUAACAACGAGUCCUUUGUCAUCUACAUGUUCAUCGUGCACUUCUUCAUUCCGCUCUUCGUCAUCUUCUUCUGCUAUGGCCGCCUGGUCUGCACCGUCAAGGAAGCCGCUGCCCAGCAGCAGGAGUCCGAGACCACCCAGAGGGCCGAGCGCGAGGUCACCCGCAUGGUGGUCAUCAUGGUCAUCGGUUUCUUGAUCUGCUGGCUCCCCUAUGCCUAUGUGGCCUGGUACAUCUUCACCCACCAGGGAAGCGAGUUUGGGCCUCUCUUCAUGACACUGCCAGCCUUCUUUGCCAAGACCGCUGCCGUCUACAACCCGUGCAUCUACAUCUGCAUGAACAAGCAGUUCCGUCACUGCAUGAUCACCACCCUGUGCUGCGGCAAGAACCCCUUCGAGGAGGAAGAGGGCGCCUCCACCACUGCAUCCAAGACCGAGGCUUCGUCCGUGUCUUCCGUGUCCCCUGCGUAA
Messenger RNA from Puntigrus tetrazona (Sumatra barb), 1059 nucleotides. RefSeq names its product rhodopsin (gene rho). Lineage: Eukaryota; Metazoa; Chordata; Actinopteri; Cypriniformes; Cyprinidae. The record is from RefSeq and is a predicted model, not a curated record. Gene Ontology annotation, cellular component: photoreceptor outer segment; membrane. The coding region runs from base 1 to 1059 and encodes 352 amino acids. Gene Ontology annotation, biological process: visual perception; phototransduction; G protein-coupled receptor signaling pathway. Gene Ontology annotation, molecular function: G protein-coupled receptor activity. The transcript has a single exon.